Messenger RNA from Musa acuminata AAA Group (dessert banana), 2879 nucleotides. RefSeq names its product multisubstrate pseudouridine synthase 7-like. Gene Ontology annotation, molecular function: pseudouridine synthase activity; RNA binding. The record is from RefSeq and is a predicted model, not a curated record. Bases 17 to 2170 code for a protein of 717 amino acids. Gene Ontology annotation, cellular component: nucleus. Gene Ontology annotation, biological process: pseudouridine synthesis. Lineage: Eukaryota; Viridiplantae; Streptophyta; Magnoliopsida; Zingiberales; Musaceae. The transcript has 20 exons.
GCUGCGAAACCCGUCCAUGCGACUGAGAGCGCCGCCUUCCCUCUCCGCCCUUCUCUCGCCACCAAAACCCUACCUCUUCUCGAAACCCUUCUCUCUUUCCUAUCUCUCCCGUCCUCGAACCCUCGCGACCAUGGCUAAAACCCUCGACGAAUCCGACGUCGGCAUCUCCUGCUACGUCUCUUCCCUUGCCGGCUUCCGCGGCAUCUUGAAGCAGAGGUACUCUGAUUUCAUAGUCAAUGAAGUAGAUUCCGAUGGGAACAUCGUCCGUCUCACCUCCUUUGAUCUUCCCCAAGAGGAAUUUGACGAGAAAGGUCGAGAGAAUCCUUGUUCCGAUGGUAAAGAUUACACCUUGGAGAUUGAAUCGUUUCGGUCCCUUUGCGGCGAGGUUGAUGCUGAUGCAUUGAAGGCUUUUCUUGGGAAGGUUUUGGCCUCAGAAAGCGAUGCCUCUCCCAUUGUGCUCUCUCCCGAUCCUGACAAGUCUCAUCGAGCGGAAGUUCACAAUUUCUUCAAGAGGAAUUUCAAGUUCUUGGUCACGGAUACUGUUGAAGAAUCAGAAGGGAGUUCAAAAUGCAUAAGAGUGAGGUUCUCUUCAGGCAAGGGAGGAGGUAUGAGCAAGAGGGGAAUGAAACGGAAGGAUACCAAAGAUGACAAACCAUUUGACAGCAGAGGCUCUAAGAAUUGGCCAGAGCAUAUUGGAAAGUUUUUGAGGUUUAAUCUUUAUAAAGAGAACAAGGACACCCAAGAGGCUUUAGGACUUAUUGGAAAGAUGCUAGGCGUUCAUCAACGAUCAUUCGGCUUUGCUGGUACAAAAGAUAAACGUGCUGUAACUACUCAAAGGGUUACCAUAUUCAAGCAGCAUGCGAAAAGGUUAGCUGAACUUAACAGCAGACUAUUUGGUGUUAAAGUAGGAGAUUUUUGUUAUGUAAAGGAAGGGCUUGUUCUUGGCCAGCUUGCAGGAAAUCGUUUCACAAUUACUUUGAGAGUCGUUGCUGCAGAUUGUAAGGACACCAUAAAAGCAGCUGCAGAUGGUUUACAGAGGAAUGGGUUUAUCAACUAUUAUGGUUUACAGCGUUUUGGAAGUGGUUCUGUGCCAACCCAUCUUGUUGGAGCAGCUUUACUUCGGGGGGAAUGGAAAGGUGCUGCAGCUCUGAUUCUUGAUCCCAGGGAAGGAGAACGCCCGAUCACAAGAGAGGCACGGGAAUAUUAUAAAGAACAUGGUGAUGUUGAUUCAACACUGAAGAAACUACCUCGUUUUCUGGUUGCUGAGAGGGCUAUUCUUCAAUGUUUGAAGAAGUCCCCUGGCAACUACCUGCAGGCACUAAAGGCUAUUCCUAGAACAUUGAGAAUGAUGUAUGUGCAUAGCUACCAAAGUUUUCUAUGGAACCAUGCAGCUAGCAUGAGGGUGCAGAAAUAUGGGAUUUCACAGGUGGUACUAGGAGAUUUGGUACUAUGUAAAGAAAUCUCUCCUGCAGAAAUGGCUUCCUCUGACAAUCCUGACCUCGAAGAUGAUUGUAAUGAUGGAGAUAAUUGUUUAUUGGAUUUGUCUGAUGGAGUACAUUCUGAAGAAAAGGUUCAAUUUGUAAAAGUUGUUGAUUCUGAAGAUCUUCUUAAAGGACUCUAUACAUUCGAGGACGUUGUACUUCCUUUGCCUGGUUCAAAAAUUUUGUAUCCAGCAAAUGAUAUUGCUGGUGUGUAUCAUGAUUUGGCAAAGAAGGAUGGAAUUAGCUUGACAGAAAGUGUUCAUGGUGCCAAGGAAUUUUCAAUUUCUAAUUUGAAGGGUGCUUAUAGACGGGUAUUUCAGCGUCCUAUUGAUUUUGUGUGGGAAUUACUGGAUUAUACAGAUGACAAUAUACCUUUGGUUGAGACCGAUCUUGAUAUCAUGCAAAAAGAUUCUGGCCUCUCUAACAAAGAAGUGUUUGUAGAUGGAAUCUCUGUCAGCCAGACUAAAAACUUAGAUUCAGAGGUUUCAAUUGGUAAACAUAUGGUUGAGGAUGGAAACGUGGAUCCAUCACCAACGAUCGAGCUUGUUCACAACUCCGACAUUCAGUCACCCAAGCUUGCUCUGAAAUUAGCAUUUACUCUUCCGACAUCAUGCUAUGCCACGAUGGCCGUAAGGGAGUUACUAAAAUCUUCAACCUCAGUUUCUUAUCAUAAAUCACUGAACCAUUGACUCUAUUGGGUGUUAAAAGUUGUUUCUCUGGAAGAGUCACAAUGUUUGAAACGGACAGGGCAAGUUGCUGUGGAGGAUGAAGCCACCUUAAGUCUUUCUUGUUCGCUCACUCUCAUUCUUUGUAUGUGCCCUUGCAAGUGUCUGUGAUGUGUUGGUUCUAUAACAAGCUGGUUAUUUAUGAAAGCCAGUGGUACUGACUUUUCAUGUUAUAUGUACUUCCCACUAAUAAUCAUACUCCAGCAGCAACUUCUUUUUUAGAAUAUGCUUGUCUGACAUACUCAACUUUAUUUGGCAGUGAAUAAUUUCAAAUUCAUUAGACACAGUUGUCAUUGGCCGACUGACUACUGCUAGAUUAUCAUCAGUGGCAACUUGAUUCAAUUUGUGGGCUGCAAUUAUGCACAAGGCUUCAACAAUGUGGCAGAGAUUUGGUGGAAUUCUCUUUCAUGGUUGUUAUGGAAGAUAGUUUUGGUUCACUGGGUUAAAAUGAUUUCCUGCAAUAUAUUCCAUUUUUAUCUUAUCUAGCGAAACCGAUUUGGUUAAGGUGCAAAAAAUGUCAGGUUAUAAAGUAGUAGUCUUUUGAUGUAGCAGACUGUCUAUGGCCUGCCUUUAUAAAAUAUGUAUACUGUUGCCUGUUCUUGUGGUCGUGUGUUUUGAUUCAGCAGACGAUGGCCUGUCUCUAUAAAAUAUGUUUAACUGUUGCCUUCUCGUG